AGCAUGUAGACAAUGUCAGUGUUUGUGUUAUGUGUGUGCCAGGAGAUAAAGACUCAGGCAUCUGAAAGCUGCAGUCAUUUACGUCAGGGAAGGGAUGAGAAACAAAGCCCAAAUUACCAUGAAGGGGCAAUUUGGGCACUGGAUUUUACCUUUUUUGCUGUUUGGGUUUGUCCAGCCUGGCAAAGGGCAAGGAUCAUAUCAGGUUAAUUGUAAUAGUUCGGCGGAUGACAGCUUCUAUAACUAUGGGGCUACCACCAUAGACGGGAGCAAGUUCAUCCCCUUUUCAGACUAUAUGGGGAAAAUCGUUCUCAUUGUGAAUGUGGCUUCCUACUGAGGACUCACAAUGCAAUAUCUUGAACUGAAUGCACUUCAUGAAACUUUUAAACCUUAUGGACUCACAGUUUUGGGCUUUCCAUGUAAUCAGUUUGGACUACAAGAACCAGGAAACAAUAAUGAAAUCCCUUAUGGUCUGAAAUAUGUUCGCCCAGGGGGAGGGUUUGUUCCAAAUUUCCAACUUUUUCAGAAGGGGGAUGUGAAUGGUCGGAACGAGCAGAGUGUGUUCACCUUCCUAAAGAAUUCCUGCUCUCCUGUUGGAGAUACCUUUGGAAAUCCAACAAACAGACUCUUCUGGGAACCAAUGAAACUCAAUGACAUCAAGUGGAAUUUUGAGAAGUUUCUGGUGGGGCCCAAUGGGAAGCCAGUAAUGCGCUGGCAUCCUAGAUAUCAAGUGUCUUCCGUAACACAUGAUAUCACAUCAUACUUACGAUCUUUAAUGGAUAAUCAGUCACAGAAGAGAUACAGAUAUGACUCUGAUUAAAAGCAAACACAAAGCAUGGUGAUGUUUGUAGGGCAGUGCUUUUAACUUGCUCUCAGCUAGCAUGUCCUAUGGGAAGCAGAAAAGGGCAACUUUUUUUGAACAUCAGAUUUUUUUCAGCUGUUGGCAAUAUUAAGGUGAUUUUGGUUUCAACUUUUUGUCAGCUGUCCAACCAUCUUAUUGAUUUCACAAACAUUACUGCACCAUUAUUUCUAUCCUGCUUUACUGUCCCACAGACCAUUAUCUCAGGUAAUGGCACUAGUGAUAAGUUUCACUUUCACGUUUUUGUCUUUAGAGGCAAACAUACAUUUGCUACUACAGAUUAUCCCCCAGUAUUGAAAAAGUGGAUGCAUGCUAUGCUUAACAGAAUAUAGAAAGCUGCAUUAUGAACCAUUUCUUGGCAAACCAUGCAUGUAUCAUCCAUGCUUAGAAUAAAUUAUCAGACAGAUUACACAUUAUGAACAGAAGUGAGCUGGGUGAAAUUCGUACCACCUGCUUCGUCUGAGGAUUAUGCUUAAUGAGAGCACAGCAUUUCAUAUGUAGAACUAUUUUUAUUUUUGUGAUAAGUUUCGUCUUUGUUUUCUGCUGCUAUAUUCUGUGAAACAACAGAGGUAACUGGUUGAGAACAGAAAAGUUUACAUAAUUAUGAGGGUCAGGCCUAAAAGCAGACACUCUGUGGGGUCUGUCCUGAGUCAGUGCAGACACAGAAUAGCUCUUCAGUGCAUUCAGGCUGUUCUGUAUGUUCUUGCAUCAGGUAUGUGUACUUUUCAUGUUGAAUUGCUUCUACCUGUUGAACCUCUGUAACCUGUGUUUAACUAGAGAGGAAUAAAGCAAGUUCCUUCACAAAGCA
Molecule: messenger RNA, 1664 nt
Organism: Protopterus annectens (West African lungfish)
Lineage: Eukaryota; Metazoa; Chordata; Ceratodontiformes; Protopteridae
Gene: GPX3
Product: glutathione peroxidase 3
Exons: 5
Biological process (GO): response to oxidative stress
Molecular function (GO): glutathione peroxidase activity
Source: RefSeq, a predicted model, not a curated record